UCAGGUCACGAAAGCUGCGAACACACGCAGAGGUCGUUUCUGGGCGUCGAUGAUCUCGUCCUCUAUGUGGGAGAUCUGGUCCUGCAGCAGCUGUUCCAGCUCCACCUCGUCGAGAUUGAGGUCGCCCAGCUGUUUAUUGAGGCCGGUCUUCAGAUACUGCCCGACGCGCACCCGCUGGCCAAGAUCUUCCAGGUCACCCAAGCUAAAGACGUCCGGUAGGUUGCCGGUGUCGACGCCAGACCAGUCGAAAUUGGCCUUCUUGAAUUUGAAGGCGUUGCGGGUUCUCCUCAUGGUGGGGAAAAGCCACGCCGCUGACGACGGAAAGGGAUGGGAAAAGGGGUGGCUACGGGGAGGCCGGGAUGGCUGCGGUGGAUGCGACCUUCAAAACCAAAACAUCAUCAACACCACAAUGCGCGUCCACACGCUGACGUGGACGCGCCAUCAACGCGAGCCCGGCAUCUGGACGUUGGCAUCUGGGCCAAGGAUCGCCCGGCGGCUCGCACUCGCGAGCAGGCUGCGAGUGCGAGAGGGAGCCCUCACCGCUCACGCUCCGCUCGGGGGAUCCUACGCCACCGGACGAAACGUCCUCAAGGCUCCGAGUACCCAGACAGCUCCGGGAUGCGAGCUUUCUCUCACGCGUGGUACACAUGUCAGGCAAGGAGAAGCUCUUCAAAGCCGCCGAGACCUUCAUCCAGAGCCGGAGGGAGGGCGAGAAGCGACUGCUCAUGGGGCUGGAUUGGACGAACGCCUUCAACG
Molecule: messenger RNA, 756 nt
Organism: Vitrella brassicaformis
Lineage: Eukaryota; Vitrellaceae
Source: the annotation of a GenBank genome assembly